This is a messenger RNA of Girardinichthys multiradiatus, 1779 nucleotides long. RefSeq names its product KAT8 regulatory NSL complex subunit 2 (gene kansl2). NCBI's taxonomy places the organism in Eukaryota, Metazoa, Chordata, Actinopteri, Cyprinodontiformes, Goodeidae. Bases 127 to 1626 code for a protein of 499 amino acids. The record is from RefSeq and is a predicted model, not a curated record. Gene Ontology annotation, cellular component: NSL complex. The transcript has 10 exons.
AGUUCCGGCCAGUUAUCGCUGGGAGUGGGUGGGGCCAGGUUGAGGCAUUGGUUGUAAUCUGAGGAGAAGUCGCCUUAUUGUAGUUCAGGACGCAUCGUUGGUUCGGACGCCUAACAGGAAGAAGAAAUGAACAGAAUACGGAUACAUGUUCUGCCCUCGAGUCGUAACCGGGUGACUCAGGCGGCCCGACCCCAGGAACCCCAGGCCUGCGCCUUCACCCAGCGACCGUGUAUCCAGCCUCGUCAGGAGGGCUUCGAGUUCUGUAUCAAACACAUUUUGGAAGACAAAAACGCACCGUACAAACAGUGUAGCUACGCCUCUGCCAAGAACGGCAAGCGCUGUCCCAACGCUGCUCCAAAGGCCGAGAGGAAAGAUGGGGUGACGUUCUGUGCCGAGCACGCUCGUAGGAAUGCGAUGGCUCUACGAGCUCAGAUGAGGAAGGCUUCUUCAGGUCCAUCUCCAGAGGCUUUGUUGUCCCAGCUCAGCUGCUUCAACCGAUCGGAGAGUCUAGACGGAGGACGCUCCGAGGCCAGCCGCAUUCCGGAUGAAGAAAGUCUAAGUGAAGAGGAGCAGGGCCCCCUGGUGUUGGACCAGACCUGGAGAGGAGAUCCCGACAGCGAGGCUGAUAGUGUUGACAGCGAUCAUGAAGAUCCUCUGAAACAUGCGGGAGUUUACACAGCAGAGGAAGUGGCACUGAUCACUCGAGAAAAGCUCAUCAGGCUGCAGUCCCUUUAUAUUGACCAGUUUAAGCGCCUGCAGCAUCUGCUUAAGGAGAAAAAGCGCAGAUAUCUGCAAAAUCGUAAACUGGAGCAUGAAACUUUGGGAAGUAGUCUAAUAACUGGGCCUGAAGGUCUUUCUAUGAAGGAGAGGGAGAACCUGAAGAAGCUCAAGGCUUUGCGCCGAUACCGUCGCCGAUAUGGUGUAGAAGCACUGCUGCAUCGACAGCUUAGAGAGAGGAGGCAGGCUGUGACAGAAGGAGCCUCUCAGCUCCACAUGAGAACGGUGAGUGAAAUAUGUAUGGCCUUUGUUGAUGGAGUCAGAUGUACCAGUCCCUGCCUCCCGAUGGCCAGACACUGUCUCUCACACAUCUGCCAGGACGGCAAUCAGGUGCUUUUUAAAAUCUGCCCGGGGCUGAAAGACGCUCCCUGCAACCGUACCGUCCACAUGGGUCAGUCCGAUGAUCCUCGCUGCCCGCUCCACCUCACUCUGCCGCCACCCAUGUACCAGCCAGAGCAGGAACCUCCACCACAGGAGCACUUCACCCCUGUCAGCAAAGAUAUGUACCUGAGCGCAGCAGAGCUUCAGCCCACGGAGAGCCUCCCCCUGGAGUUCAGUGAUGACCUGGAUGUGGAAGGGGAUGGUAUGCAGGGUCCUCCCUCCCCCCUGCAGUUUGACACAGCCCUCGCCCUGGAAGACCAGACUAUCAGAGCCAUUGCUGAGGCCCCAAUGGACAUCUUAACAGGAGAGGACCCAGAUCAGGUGGACCUGGACACGUCAGGACAGGAGCUUUCAGAGAGAGAUGUGGAUGCCAUCAUGGAUGAUCAGGUGGUGUCAGACGUAGGUGGAGGAGAAGAUGACAGCUUGGUCCAAGAUUUGGACCUGGCAGCAGCCAACGUUCCUCGAUAAACCGGCUCCACAAAGAACUUGAAGCAUUUUUUUGAAUGAGUUUUGGUUCCAGCUAAGGUGGCCGUGUGAAUCUGUCAUUUCCUAAUCUACUGAAAUACAUGAUGGUACUCAAGUGUUUGUGUGCUGAAAUAAAAGAUGACCCCAGAACAAGGA